Schistosoma bovis is the source of this 3494-nucleotide messenger RNA. The record is from the annotation of a GenBank genome assembly. Lineage: Eukaryota; Metazoa; Platyhelminthes; Trematoda; Strigeidida; Schistosomatidae.
AAAAUAUAUGUGUACAUGUUUAUGUGUGUGUGUGCGUGUAUGCCUAAGUCUGCAAGUCUGCACAUAUCAUAAGCACAUUCUGAGUACACACAUAGUGCUGGAAAUUAGUAGUAUAUAUAAACAUUAAUUCUGUUAUUAUGAUUAAUAUUUUUGUUAUCCUAGUAACAGUGCCCGGCGAUUAUCAGCAUUGAAUAUACUGAUAGUUUACAUUUUCCUCAUAGAGAAAUCUAUACUCAUUAAAUACCAAAAUUUACGUAUCUUUUAAUCAUCGAAAUUGUAUCCCAACAUGACAUCCACUGAGACUAAAUCCAUUUCACCAACGAAUUCUUUAAAUCUUGGACAAAAUUUUAAAUAUCAAGUAUUUAGUGAUAACACUGAAGGUAUUUCCAUUGUCAAUACACCUCAAACAACCAUGGAUAAAAAGCAUUAUCUAUGGGAACGUGUAAAUAAUAUGAAAACAUCAUUAGUUGAUUCAGUACAACGUAAAAUACCCGUACAUCAUAGUAAUCAACUAAAUGAUAUAUUUAAACGUUUUCAAUAUUUCUUUUCAAUUAUUGGACCAAUCUUAUUACUUAUUAUGUUCAUAUUAGUAUUAGUUUAUUGGAAACGUGAACAGAAUGAAUUAUGGAAAAGUCGAAAUCAAUGCUACACAAAAGAAUGUUUAAUAUCUUCCAGUUCAAUUGUUGCACAUAUGAAUAAAACCAUAUCACCAUGUGAAAAUUUUUUUAAAUUUGCAUGCGGUUCUUAUUAUUCUCCAUUUCAUCCAGAUCAAAAUGCUGAACAACCAGCUAUACAAGCUCAUCGUGUUGUUGCAAGCGCUUUUGGUAAAGAUACUAUACAAGAUUAUUUUAAAAGUGGUCGAAGUCGACGAAUGUUAAGAUUUGACAGACCUAUGAUUGAACAUUUAACUGAAAUUAAUGUACAUGCAAUUAUUAACUCAUUACGUAAUAUUUAUAGUAAUUCAUAUGGACAAUAUAAUUCGGCCAAAUAUAAGGUUGCCCAAUUUUAUGAUUCAUGUUCUUCUACUUCAUUAAGAAAUUGGCUUGGUGCACAUCCAUUAAUGAGAAAAGUGGCACCACUUCUAAAUGGUAUAUGGCUACUAGAUAGAAAUGCAUCAAAUGAAACCGGUGCUAAUAUAGUUAAUCAAACAUCAGCAUGGCCAAAACGUUUAUUUUCGGAUUCAUAUUUAACCCAACAAUUUUAUAUGGCAAAAAAUUGGUCAUGGAUGGAUUCAAUUAAACAUUUACAAGUUCAACUUAAUGUGCCGACAUUUGCUGAUUUUUACAUAUACACAAGUCCAAUUAAUAAACCACGAUUAUAUUUGUUCCCUGACUCAGGAGCUAUGGGACGUUUAUCUGAUUAUAAGAUUAAAACAUAUGUGAGUGGUGUGCUAGAAGUAUUAGCUAGAGACGCUGGUAUCCCAUAUGGAAAUGAAGAGUACAAAGAACGAAUAAGAAUAUUUACAAAUGAUCUAAAACUAGUAACCAGUGAGUUACAAAAGAUUUAUCGACGUACAACUCCGUCAAAAUGGUCACAAAAAUCUAAACUUGGUGAUUUAAAUAUCAAUGGAAAUGUUUACGAUUGGUCAGGCUUAUUAGAUGCUUAUUUUGAUGAGACUGAUGUGGUUUUUGAUUCGGACUAUCCAAUUUAUACCCGAUAUUUAGACUAUUUACAAAAAUUCCCAAUACUUAUUGGUACAUUGGAAAGAAAUUUCACAAAAUCUGUAGCUGAUCGAAUCAUGAAUAACUACAUGUUGUGGAAUGUUCUAGAUACGUACACAUGGCAUUUGUCAUAUGAAUAUUACAUGUUACAUUUAUCAUACAAUUAUCAAACUGAACAUAUCAUGGAUCUGGAGUGUUUUUUUGUAACACAUGAACUAUUUGAUACUGUAUUAGGAGCAAUUUAUGCUGAAAAACAUGUACAUAACGAAACAGAAAACGAGGUUAAACAAAUGACAACAUAUUUAAAAACUAGUUUAAAAAAUCAUUUAAAACAAAUACAAUGGAUGGAUGAACAGACUAGAAAAGAUGUGAAUGAAAGAAUUAACAAAAUGAAAAUUUUAUUCAAAGUUCCGGAAAUUAUGCGCGAUGAUAAGAAAUUAAAUUAUGCCUAUCGAACGCUGAGAACUUCAUAUAAUUACCUAAACAAUCUAUUCUCAGCUAUUCAAUAUAUUCGUGGAGUGUAUAAUCGUCUACUUUCUGGUGUUACGGAAACAAGUGAAGAAAAUUGGAGUUCACGAGAUGUUAUGGUGUAUGAUUCACAUGUAGCUUUAUAUUUACAGUUAGAUGAAGUAUUUAUUCCACCUGGAAUGCUUCAGUUACCAAUAUUUCAUCAUAACUUACCAGCCGCUUUUAAUUUUGGUGGUUUAGGAUCUUUGAUUGGUACCGCUAUUGGUAUAUUAGUUGGGGAAUAUGGAUCAGUUAUGCUGAAAGGAGGUGAAAUUCAGUCAGUUUGGACAUCUGAAACUAGUCGUAAGUAUCAAGAACAAAAGAAAUGCGUUCAAGAUCAGAUUUACAAUGCAUCAAGAAAUUAUUUUAAUUUCUCCGACUAUAUUAUGUCAUCAAUCAAUGAUGACAUCAAGAAAGUCACACAGGCAGUUAUUCAUGAAGCAUCUGGAUUAGACAUUGCUAGAUCUGCAUUCGAAGAUUGGAUCAAUGAUUCCCCGGGAGAAAAAUAUUUACGACAUUUACCUGGUGUUGCAUUUGAUUCCAAACAAUUAUUCUACUUGAUAUAUGCACAAACAUUUUGUCAUGAUAUGGAUUUAUGGGAUGAAUAUUAUCAAAUGAUUACAAGAACACCCCAACCACCUUAUGAAGUUUUGUAAGUAGUGUAUAUUUUAAAACAAUCAAAGUAUCAAUUUUAUGAAAGUUAGACGUAAGAAUGGGGAGAGGACUGUUGUAGUGUUCUCAUGUAAUCAUAAAUUGAAUUAUUAUCAGUUCAAAUAUCUUAACAACUGAUUGGUAGAUCUUUCUUGAAAACAGAAACGGUUCAUUUCUAAUAGUCAAUCAUAUAAUGAAUGAGCUACCCGAUUUCUCUGAUACCUUUAAUUGUCCAGUUGGAACACUGAUGAAUCCUAAAAAACGUUGUCGUGCAGCGCUCUAGUGGUAUUUAUCGAUGAAUCUAUUUUUCACAUAAAACAAUUCUUGUUCUGUUUUUUAAUUCAUACACACAAGGUUUUAUGUUAUAGUAUCCAUUCAAACUGAAAACGAUUUGUAUAUCUACACAUGAUCCAAAUGAAAUGGUAAUUCAAUCUGAUUACUUUAAACUCUAUUCACCAGAAAUUGUUUACAUAGACUUGUAUUGAUGAAAUUUCUCUCCUUGUAAUUUUAUAAACAUUCGUACUUUUCUUUUUAAUAUUAUCUUAUAAUUAACAAGAAGGGGGCUCCAUAAGAUGUUUAGAUACUUGAUUUACCGACAAUAUUUCACAGAUCAUAGCUUACCAAGCCCAAUUCUUUUGUUUAUUUUAUAAAGUGAAAAUAUAAUGCAUCAAGUUG